Messenger RNA from Acomys russatus (golden spiny mouse), 1415 nucleotides. RefSeq names its product armadillo like helical domain containing 1 (gene Armh1). Bases 22 to 1350 code for a protein of 442 amino acids. The record is from RefSeq and is a predicted model, not a curated record. NCBI's taxonomy places the organism in Eukaryota, Metazoa, Chordata, Mammalia, Rodentia, Muridae. The transcript is spliced from 11 exons.
AAGCCUCGGGCCUGGCUGGUCAUGACGUCUAUAAAGGAGCAGGCAGCAACCAGCCGGCUCCUAAGCUUCCUGCAAGACUGGGACAACGCUGGCAAGAGCCUGCGAGCUCAGAUUCUCACCAAGUUCAUCGACAGCAACAUAGGCAAGACCGGCCCCGAGCUGGAGCUGGAGUUCUCCCAGGGAGCCAGCUUGUUCCUCAUACGUCUGACCACCUGGCUUAGAAUCAUCUAUAUGACUGGCCUGGACUUAGAGAAGAUCCUGAGGUCCAUUGGCAUCUUCUUAUCUGCUGUGAGCAGCAAUCGGUACCUGAUAGAAUUUCUUGAGAUUGGCGGUGUCCUAACGCUUCUGGAGAUACUUAGCCUAAAGAAGAUCAAGGAAGAGGACAAAAAGGAGUCCGUCAAACUACUUCAGAUUAUUGCAAAUACGGGCAGAAAGUACAAGGAGCUCAUCUGUGAGAGCUACGGUGUGAGAGCCAUAUCGGAAUUUCUGGCAAAGUCUAAAUCAGAAGAGACACAGGAGGAAGUGCAGGUUCUGCUGGACACCCUAGUCCAUGGCAACCCCAAGUACCAGAACCAAGUGUAUAAAGGUCUAAUCGCUCUGCUACCCUGUGAGUCCCCGAAAGCCCAGCAGCUGGCCCUUCAGACUCUCAGGACCGCCCAGGCAAUCGUUCGAGCGACACACCCCAGCAUCGUGGACUAUGUGCUGAAGGUCCUGACCACAAUGCACCUGGAGGUCCAGUAUGAAGCCAUCGAGCUGAUAAAGGACUUGGUCCACUAUGACGUGCGCUUGCCUCUGCUCAAGGGCCUUGUGGCACUGCUUAUCCCCUCAGUCAAGGACACAUCCCAACUGCAGGCCAAGUUCUUCACCGACUCUUCGAUUCUGCAGAUGACCACUCAGCUACCAGUGUUCCUGCAGCAGGCUGCGGCCGCCAAGACCAUUGGGAUCCUGGCUCGCAGUGACUUGCACCUGGCAGAAGAGAUGCUGCGCAUGCGUGUGGUCCACAGCCUGAUGACGGCCAUGGGCAACACCGACCACAGCAAUAGCCAGAGGCUGGCCAGCCUCACACUGGAGUACUUUGUGCAAAUGUUCCCAUUGGUGGAGGAACAUGUCUGCAAGUCCAUGGGGGACGAACUUUACCAGCUCUUCCUUAGCAAUGCCGAGCUCUUGUACACAAAAAUAGAUAGCGUUCAGGCGGACAUCUUGGCAGCCAAUAAAGUCAAUGUUACCAAAGCCUUACACCUCUGUGAAAGCGACAACAAUUGCCUCAGCUUUUUCAUGGGCCCUGGUGAUCCGAAGCAGGUGGACUAUGUCACCGACUUUGAGACACUUCAUUCACACUCCAAGGAGUAACAGAGCACCUGUGGCAAACCAGAAAGGCCAGGGCUGUGCCUCAUGGAAGCCUGCUUAUCGGCCUG